GACGACGAGCCAUGGGAGGUGGACCUUGCCGAACUAGAGUACGGACCAAUGCUGGGGUCCGGUGCCGCUGCGGACGUCUAUCGUGGUAUUUGGAGAGAGGCAGAUGUCGCUAUAAAGGAAAUCACCUGGGCUAAGGCGAGAGAGACCGAGGACAAAGUGGCUGAGUUCAAGCAGGAACUCGAGAUAGUCAUCAACCUUAGGCACCCCAACUUAGUGCUGUUCAUGGGCGCUUUCACCAAGUCCAGACCGCUUCGCCUGGUCACUGAACUCUGUGACGGAAAGACCUCGAUCUAA
Molecule: messenger RNA, 294 nt
Organism: Perkinsus marinus ATCC 50983
Lineage: Eukaryota; Perkinsozoa; Perkinsida; Perkinsidae
Product: serine-threonine protein kinase, putative
Exons: 4
Biological process (GO): protein phosphorylation
Molecular function (GO): protein kinase activity; ATP binding
Source: RefSeq, a predicted model, not a curated record